UCUCUAAGCUCCAUACAUCUCCUCUUAUCUUUCUUUUUCAGUGUUCUUAUUAUUCAGACACAUUGCGAUGAUCGAAAGACGUAUAUCGUGUACAUGGGGGAUCUCCCAAAGGAAAUGGAAGUCACGGAAUUGCAUCACAUGAGCAUGGUUCAAGGAGUCCUUGGCAGAAACUUUGCACCAGAAGCGUUGGUCCACAGCUACAGGAAGAGUUUUAAUGGCUUUGCGGUGAGGCUAACAAAAGAGGAAGCCAAAAAAGUGGGCGGAAUGGAUGGUGUAAUCUCUAUGUUUGAAAGCAAAAGGCACAAGCCCCAAACAACGAGGUCGUGGGAUUUCAUAGGGUUCCCACAGCAAGUCAACAGAGCAAGUUUGGAGAGUGACCUCAUCGUCGGAAUAAUCGAUUUCGGAAUUUGGCCAGAGUCUGAUAGCUUUAACGAUCAAGGUUUCGGUCCGCCGCCCAGAAAAUGGAAGGGCUCUUGCCAGAACUUCACUUGCAAUAACAAGAUAGUAGGCGCAAAAUACUUUGUAGGCCAUGGGUUUCCCGCCAAAGAUGACAUUGGAUCACCAAGGGAUACAGAUGGCCACGGCACUCACUGUGCAUCCACCGCAGCAGGAAACUGGGUUAACUCAGCGAGUCUAUACGGGCUAGGCUCCGGCACAGCAAGAGGGGGAGUCCCAUCAGCUCGAAUUGCUGCAUACAAACCUUGUUGGUCAUCAGGUUGUUACGACUCGGAAAUUCUGGCAGCAUUUGACGAAGCAAUCUCUGAUGGCGUCGACAUAAUUUCCGUAUCACUCGGCGAAACCUCGGUGAUCCAUCCUAACUUGUUUCAGGACAUAUUUGCGAUUGGAUCUUUCCAUGCAAUGAAGAACGGCAUUUUAACCUCAAUUGGUGCCGGCAACUUGGGUCCUGAGUUGUUCACCAUGACUAGCUUUGCCCCCUGGUCGCUUUCAGUGGCUGCUUCCACUAUUGAUAGAAAGUUUUUCACCAAGCUUCAGUUGGGAAAUGGCAUGGUUUUUGAGGGAGUUUCGGUGAAUACAUUUGAUCCUCAUAAUAAAACGUAUCCUUUGAUUUAUUCUGGAGACGCACCCAAUAUCACCGGUGGUUUUAACAGUUCCAUAUCAAGUUCUUGCGUUGAAAACUCUUUAGAUGAAGCAUUAGUGAAGGGGAAGAUUGUUGUGUGUGAUUCUGUUCCGAAACAUAAUGCGGCACAAAAGGCUGGGGUCGUUGGGGUCGUCGUUCCAAUCAUUUCCUCAAAAGAUGUGGCACAUGCUCUUCCUCUUUCUUUCACUUUGCUUACCCUCAGAGAUGGAGAAUCCAUUCGCUCUUACUUAAAGUCAGCAAGUAAUCCAACAGCUUCUAUAUUUAAGAGCAAUGAAGGCAAAGAUUCUUUGUCCCCAUACAUAGCUUCCUUUUCAUCAAGGGGUCCGAAUCCAAUUACUCCCGACAUUCUCAAACCUGAUAUAACUGCCCCCGGAGUAGACAUCAUAGCUGCUUGGCCUCCCAACUCCUCCAUCUCCGGGGCAGCAGGAGACAUGAGGGAAUCAAACUUCAAUAUAAUGUCAGGAACUUCCAUGGCUUGCCCUCAUGUUUCUGCUGCAGCUGCCUACGUUAAAUCGUUUCACCCCACCUGGUCCCCUGCAGCAAUAAAAUCUGCCCUAAUGACCACUGCUUCUCCCAUGAAUCCUGAGCUCAACCCGGAAGCUGAACUUGCAUAUGGAGCUGGACAAAUCAAUCCCAUUAAGGCAUUGACUCCCGGCUUGGUAUAUGAUAUCAGUGAAUCAGAUUACGUGAGGUUCUUGUGUGGACAAGGUUAUGAUACAAAAACAGUGCGGCUCAUUACAGAUGAUGACAUCAACUGUGAGAAAAUUACGAAUGAAACAGUGAGGGAUCUCAAUCUCCCAUCAUUCGCUUUUGAGACAGUCAUCUCAAAACAUUUGAGCGUUGUGUUUCGUAGGACUGUGAGAAACGUUAGAGCAGCUAUGUCUGUAUACAAGGCUAAAGUGAUUGCUCCUUCAUCUCUGUUAACUAUUCAAGUGACACCAGAUGUUCUGUCGUUCUCAUCUGCGGAUGAGAUGAAAUCUUUCACAGUUACUAUUGAAGGACGCAUAAAUGUACCAAUAGUUUCUGCGUCUUUGAUUUGGGAUGAUGGCAAUUUCCAAGUGAGGAGCCCUAUUGUGGUGUAUGGUUUUAAUUAGCCUCCAGUAGUGGCCAACCACGUACGUAUUAUCCAGCAUCAUCAGCCUGGUACUGUGUUGUCCCAUGGAAGGAAGAAGAAAAAACGUGGUGCGUAGAGUGGACUUCAUGCUACCGGCAAGUGAUGAUUUGUUUGUUAAGUGUGUUUUUCAGUUACUCAGAGGAAGUUUAAUAAA
Molecule: messenger RNA, 2367 nt
Organism: Neltuma alba
Lineage: Eukaryota; Viridiplantae; Streptophyta; Magnoliopsida; Fabales; Fabaceae
Product: cucumisin-like
Exons: 10
Coding region: 94-2193 (699 amino acids)
Biological process (GO): proteolysis
Molecular function (GO): serine-type endopeptidase activity
Source: RefSeq, a predicted model, not a curated record